Messenger RNA from Pelobates cultripes (western spadefoot toad), 300 nucleotides. Lineage: Eukaryota; Metazoa; Chordata; Amphibia; Anura; Pelobatidae. The record is from the annotation of a GenBank genome assembly.
ACAACGGGCAGCCAUCAGGUAGACUCCGGCUCGGACUCCAAGGGGAGCAAAACCGACAAGAACUCCGCUACCCCCUUUACCAAAGAAGACCACCGGGCAAUGCUGCGAGAGACGUUUGCAGAUAUCAAAGCUUACACUGCAGCAGCCCUGGAAAAGCAGAUAGCAGGCCUCAAAGAAGAAACCUCAAUAACAGAUCCCGCAGACAAAACAUACGCAUCCGGGGCCUACCGGAAUAAGUCCUACCAGACGCCAUACUCCCCCCUACCCAACACUCCAGAACAAGAACUAUAUAUCGAGCAG